Cylicocyclus nassatus is the source of this 878-nucleotide messenger RNA. The record is from the annotation of a GenBank genome assembly. NCBI's taxonomy places the organism in Eukaryota, Metazoa, Nematoda, Chromadorea, Rhabditida, Strongylidae.
GAUAAUGAUCGUAUUACUAUCACUGAUCAGUCUCCUCGCUAGUAGUUGGGCGAUUUCAUCGACUUGUUUUUACUUGCCAAAUAUCAAUCUGAAAGGUGGCACCUACGACGAAUUCGACGCCAGUGAUAUCACUCAAUGUUGCAUACAAUGUGCAAGUCAACCAUGUUGUGCUGGAUAUACAUAUUCGAAAGCUUUAAAGAGGUGCUACAUGAAGUCCUCAAUCAAUUAUUCGGAACAAGAAGAUAUGAUGAUAAGCGGUAUUCGUGCCAAUGCCAAUGGAGGUGUUGGUGCGAAAAUGAAAAACGUAAAAAUCGAAGGUAGUGGAGGCAGCCGGAUUCCCCUGGAGAACUCGGACGAAUGCCAGCAAUAUUGUACAGCUUUCGGAGUCUAUUCAUGGUCACCCCCACGAUACGACGAUGGACGUACUUCAGGCGAAUGCUCAUGCAUGAAGCGAAUAACCGCAGUGAAGUAUCACUUCGGAAGUCAAUCGGCGAUUUUCCCAACGGUCGCCAAUCUGCGACUGUAAGAGCGAAACAAAGACGUGCUCAGACUCGUUCGUCAGCACUUUCAAACUAGGUAUAACGAAGAAACAUGCGUAUGUAGGUGUUAUGCCACCUUUCCUCUUUUUCGUUUGUUUCUGUAUUUCCCCUAGUGCCACAUAUCAACCAUCAGUACACAUUCCCACAGAAAGUCCCUCGGAAUCGAUUCGAAAUUAGGUAGGAAGCAGCGUCACGUUGAUAUGUUUAUUCCAUUUAUACCGCUCUUUUUACUCUCAUAUUAAGUAAAAUUUCUCUUCAGAUUUUCUAAUGAUUUAUAGAUCUGAUGUAUUGCAUACUAGUCCUCCUCCAUUUAAACGAGCUUCAUACUUACGACUUAUU